UGAUUUCAUCUCUCGGCAGUUGUCUCAGUGCAGUGUUAUAUAUGAAGCAGAGAAAGCUCCAAAAACACGCAAGCAGUAAAUGGCGAGACUAACGGCGCUUCCCCUUCUCGCUCUCGCCGUCAUCUUGGUCUUCUUCCUCGCAGUCGCUGAGGGCGGCAGCAGCGGGGGAGCGGGAGAUGAGCUCGCCCUGGGCUGGAUCCCCGCCGGAUCCGGAUGCCGCGGGAGCAUUGCGGAAUGCCUCGCGGGGGAGGAGUUCGAGCUGGGGACGGAGGUGACCCGCCGCAUCCUCGCCCGCUCCUACUACAUCAGCUACAACGCCCUCAGGCGCGACAGCGUCCCCUGUUCCCGCCGCGGCGCCUCCUACUACAACUGCCGCCCCGGCGCCCGGGCCAACCCUUACUCCCGCAGCUGCUCCGCCAUCACCCGCUGCCGGAGCCGACGUUGGUGGUGUCGAUGCUGUUCUUGUUGUAUUGGUGCUGUGAACAGGGAUCGUACGUGGUUGCCCUAAGGAGAAUAAAAAUCUGAUCUUUUGGUUCU
Musa acuminata AAA Group (dessert banana) is the source of this 537-nucleotide messenger RNA. RefSeq names its product rapid alkalinization factor-like. Lineage: Eukaryota; Viridiplantae; Streptophyta; Magnoliopsida; Zingiberales; Musaceae. The transcript has 2 exons. The record is from RefSeq and is a predicted model, not a curated record. Gene Ontology annotation, cellular component: plasmodesma. Gene Ontology annotation, biological process: calcium-mediated signaling. Bases 80 to 508 code for a protein of 142 amino acids.